GGAGCAAUCGAACAGAGAGUGGCUGCUGAAGCAGGAGAAGCAGGGUUAACGGCGCUCAACUCAUCUGGACUACCCGGGCUAACUUUAGCUACAUGUGCUGAGGUCGACUCCGACUGCAACGAUGCCCACGGUUACUUUACCGCCGAAGGAGAACGCUCUCUUCAAGAGGAUUUUGCGAUGUUACGAGCACAAACAGUACAGAAAUGGGCUCAAGUUCUGCAAACAGAUCCUGUCCAACUCCAAAUUUGCAGAACAUGGAGAGACGCUGGCAAUGAAGGGCUUGACCCUCAACUGCCUGGGGAAGAAGGAGGAGGCCUACGACCUGGUGAGGAGAGGCCUUCGCAACGACCUCAAGAGCCACGUCUGCUGGCACGUCUACGGUUUACUGCAGCGCUCCGACAAGAAGUACGACGAGGCCAUCAAGUGUUACCGCAACGCUUUGAAGUGGGAUAAGGACAACCUGCAGAUCCUCAGAGAUCUGUCGCUGCUGCAGAUCCAGAUGAGGGACCUGGAGGGAUACAGGGAGACGAGGUACCAGCUCCUGCAGCUGCGCCCCGCCCAGCGGGCCUCUUGGAUUGGAUACGCCAUCGCCUAUCACCUUCUUGAAGAUUACGAAAUGGCUGCAAAAAUCAUUGAAGAGUUCAGGAAAACACAGCAGACGUCUCCGGACAAGGUGGACUACGAGUACAGCGAGCUGCUGCUGUACCAGAACCAGGUGCUAAGAGAGGCCGGUUUGUACAAGGAGGCCCUCGAUCAUCUGUCCAACUACGAGAAGCAGAUCUGCGACAAACUUGCAGUGGAGGAGACGCGAGGAGAGUUGCUGUUGAAGUUGGAGCGUCUGGACGAAGCCACGGAGGUCUACAGGCGUCUGCAGGAGAGAAACCCGGAGAACUGGUCCUACUACCACGGCCUGGAGAAAGCCCUGAAACCAAGCAGCGUUGAGGAAAAACUCAAGAUCUAUGAAGAAACCUGGGAGAAGUUUCCUAAGGGGCUGGUUCCUCGAAGGCUGCCGCUCAACUUCCUCUCAGGUGAGAAGUUUAGGGAGUGCCUGGAUAGAUACCUGAGGAUGAACUUGAGUAAAGGCUGCCCGCCUGUCUUCACCACGCUCAAAUCGCUCUACGGUGACAAAGAAAAGGUGGCAAUUAUAGAGGAAUUAGUGGUCAGCUAUGAAACGUCGUUGAAAAGCUGUCGAAUGUUCAGCCAGAAUGAUGACGGUAAGGAGGAGCCUCCCACCACGCUGCUCUGGGUGCAGUACUUCCUUGCUCAGCACUACGACAUGAUCGGCCAGCAGACCCUGGCUCUCGAACACAUCAACACCGCCAUCGAGAGCACGCCCACGCUCAUCGAGCUCUUCCUCAUCAAAGCCAAGAUUUACAAGCACGCUGGGAACAUCAGAGAGGCGGCUCAGUGGAUGGACGAGGCCCAGGCUCUGGACACCGCCGACCGGUUUAUCAACUCCAAGUGUGCCAAGUACAUGCUGAAGGCAGGCUUGAUCAAAGAGGCGGAGGAAAUGUGCUCCAAGUUCACACGGGAGGGGGCGUCAGCGGUGGAGAACCUGAACGAGAUGCAGUGCAUGUGGUUCCAGACCGAAUGUGCGCUCGCCUACAAAGCCAUGAACAAGUUUGGAGAAGCCCUGAAGAAGUGUCACGAGAUCGAGAGGCAUUUUGUGGAGAUCACAGACGACCAGUUCGACUUCCACACCUACUGCAUGAGGAAGAUGACGCUACGCUCCUACGUGGACCUCCUGAAGCUGGAGGAUGUUCUCCGCAUGCAUCCGUUCUACUACAAGGCCGCCACCACGGCGAUCCAGAUUUACCUGAGCCUCCAUGACAAUCCCCUGACGGACGACAGCAAAGAGCUGCAGGCGGACACGGCCAACCUGUCUGAUAAAGAGCUGAAGAAGCUGAGGAACAAACAGCGAAGAGCCCAGAAGAAGGCGCAGCUGGAGGAAGAGAAGAAGAACGCAGAGAAGGAGAAGCAGCUGAAGAACCAGAAGAAGAAGAAGGAGGAUGACGACGAGGAAAUCGGAGGGCCAAAAGAGGAGCUCAUUCCCGAGAAACUGGUCAAGGUAGAAAGUCCGCUGGAGGAAGCAGUCAAGUUCCUGACGCCGCUGAAGCACCUGGUUAAAGACAAGAUUGAGACGCACCUGUUGGCCUUUGAGAUUUACUUCAGGAAAGAAAAAUCCCUGUUGAUGCUCCAGUCGGUGAAGAGAGCCCUCAGCAUCGAUCCGGACCACCCGUGGCUUCACCAGUGUCUGGUGCGCUUCUUUAAAGGAGUUUCGGAGAGCAAGGAGCUGCCGGACGUGGUCAGGACGGUGCUGAAGCAGGAAAUCACUCGGCUGUUUGGAGACAGCAACGCUAAGAGCUUCAACCAGGCCUACCUCACCAAGCACUCCGACUCCAUACCACACCGACUGGCUGCUGCUAAGAUGAUGGUGUAUUUGGACUCGUCAACGGAAACGAAAGCAGCAGAACUGGCUACAUCACUGGACGAGUCGCUCAACAACAGAACUAUACAAACCUGCACAGAAGUCCUGGAUUGUCUUCGGAGCGGCUUGCUGGGAGACUGUAAAGAACACGCCGAGUCCUACCGUGCCGAGUGUCACAAGCUUUACCCCUACACGUUAGCUUUCAUGCCCCCCGGCUACGAGGAGAACACAAAGAUGGCGAAUGGAGAUGUUUCCACAGAAACGGAAGAGCUAGCCAACGAGAUGUAAGCGCUGCAGAAGAGCAGCAGAUAAGAAAAGGAGUUGGGCUGAGCACAGAGCCUUGUGGUACGCCAGGCAGACUUCUUUUUUUUUUUUUUC
Molecule: messenger RNA, 2806 nt
Organism: Poecilia reticulata (guppy)
Lineage: Eukaryota; Metazoa; Chordata; Actinopteri; Cyprinodontiformes; Poeciliidae
Gene: naa15b
Product: N-alpha-acetyltransferase 15, NatA auxiliary subunit b
Biological process (GO): N-terminal peptidyl-methionine acetylation
Cellular component (GO): cytoplasm; NatA complex
Molecular function (GO): protein binding
Source: RefSeq, a predicted model, not a curated record